GGGGGGAGGGGGGAGUAUUACCGGGUGCGCGUGCGCUCAGCGCGUUUUUACCGCAGUAUCUCAGGAUUAGUGCGCGCGCUGCGGCACUCCGUUCGGUUCUCAAACGGGAAGAGCGAGAAAAACGAACCGAACCGACCAACGGCAAAGCGACCUCCGUCCUCACCCGUCAUACGUUUGUUCUCACCGCUCUCCCGUUAUAUCGUUAUAAAGGCGGCGUUCUACCGGAGUCAUGGCUAAAGAAGAUGAAAAGAAGGAAUCCGGGGAAUGGAAGGAAUUCUUCUGGAACCCGCGGACGCACGAGCUGCUCGGUAGAACGGCGAGCAGUUGGGGUCUGAUUCUGUUGUUCUAUGUGGUCUUCUACACGUUUCUGGCUGGCAUGUUCUGUCUCACCAUGUAUGUGAUGCUGCUAACACUGGACGACUAUAAGCCCACCUGGCAGGACCGUCUGGCUACACCAGGAAUGAUGAUCAGGCCCAAAGGAGAAGCUCUAGAAAUCAUUUAUAAUGUGGGAGAAACAGAGAGUUGGGACUCAUUCGUUGAGGCUCUGGACAACUUCCUCACGCCAUAUAAUAACUCAAAGCAGGUGGAUAAUAAUGACGCCUGCGUCCCUGACAAGUACUUCAUUCAGGAGGACAGCGGCGAGGUUCGCAACAACCCCAAACGCUCGUGUCAGUUUAACCGCACCAUGCUGGAGGAUUGUUCCGGACUCAGCGACCGCACGUACGGUUACCGUGACGGCAGUCCCUGUGUGCUCAUCAAACUCAACCGGGUGAUUGGAAUGCUGCCCGAGAAGGAGGGACAGUCUCCGUAUGUCACCUGUGGAGCAAAGAAGGAGGACAGUGACAGCAUCGGUGAAAUUGCAUACUUCCCUCCCAAUGGAACCUUCAACCUCAUGUACUAUCCAUACUACGGCAAGAAAGCACAAGUGAAUUAUUCUCAGCCUCUGGUGGCGGUGAAGUUUCUGAACAUCUCCAGGAACACAGACGUCAACGUGGAGUGUAAAAUCAACUCCAACACCAUCACUCAAUUAAGCGAGCGGGACAAGUUUGCUGGACGCGUCUCCUUCAAGCUACGCAUCAACAUGUAGAACAACCAUCAUGUCCACAACUCACACACGCGCGCGCACACACACGCACACACACACACACACACACACAUGAGAGGAGAUCUGUGGAGGUGUCCGUCAUAUCAAAGUGUUCCGUGUUCUGCCGUCCCAAUUUUCCUGUCUACUCAAUGACUUCUGUCUGUGUGUGUGUGUGUGUGUCUGUGUGUGUGUGUGCGCGUGCGUACGUAUGUGUGUGCGUGUUUGUUUAACUGUGUGUUUUGUCAUCAUAUCUCGCUGAAACCAUUCCAAGGUGAAAUCUAAAAGAGCAAAAGGACAAACACCUUCUCUUUGUGAAAAACAAUGAAAUCAGAAGAGAUGUGUGUCCAGAACAUGUCUGGCUCACAUUUCACCCCAACAAACAACAGAUUUCAAUUUUCAUAAAGAAUUUGAGGCCUGUUACAGGAAUAACUUUUUGCAUUGUGACAACAGCAUCUCUCUCAAAUUCUUACACAAAAGAUGAAAAGUAUUUCUACAUUAUGGUAGUAUUUGUUGUACAGUCUUUAAUUAUUUAUUAUUAUUUAUAACUUAUUUAUGCUGAUUAUGCAGAUAUAGAGACGUAAAAAAAGAGAGCAAAAGGAAAUAUCACAAAUCUGAAAGGCGUCACUUGCGCAAGCUUCAUGGGAAAUAUCAUUUCUUUCUGUUGUUUUGGGGUUGAAAUGUUUUCCUGAUAUUCAUUCAUAUAGUGUGUAACGAUGCUUUGUUUGGAAUAUUAUAUAUAACACAUUAUAAAGACAUGGGCAAAAGACAUUCAAACCUGUGACUGAAGUCUACCUGAAUGAAUGAAAACAUGAUCAGAUACUAACCACAGAUUCUAUGAUCAAUAAAUGGAGCCAUAGAAACAAUAUCAACACAAACAAAACGCAUUAACCUGAGAAUCCACAUCAUCUUAUUUAUUCAUUUAUUUAUUUAAUUAAUUUAUUGUGGUUUUAAUUUGUUUUUAUAUGAACAACGUUUAUGAAAGACAUUUUUGUACGCGCGCGCAUACGCGCGCACACACACACACUUAACUGAAAUGAUUGGCUGCUGUUCUGCACAUGCUCAGAUUGCACUCGACCCGUCGGCCAAUGAGCUUCAAGCUGUACCAUAUCACGUUGGCAUUCAUUUCAUAAUUAUUUUGCCAAACGAGUGAAAAUUGAUUCGCUUGAUUUCACUGGAAAAGCUUUAACAUGCGUCUAAAUGUGUACACAGCAAUACCUUCAGUCCACGAGCGUAUGUUAAUACUUGUAAAUAACGAUGAAUAUAGGCUAAUCAAUGACGAGAAAAAAAGACAAUUUGCCAAGCCAAUACUUACUCACACAGAGGAACCAACGAAAGUGUUUCGUUUUUUUUUACUUUCUCUUCGUUUAGAGCAGAAGAGCACACAUCACGGGUUAACACAGCUCACAUACGACAUGAACGUUAGCCACAUGUCUCGCGCUCUCUUUCUCUCCCUCAAUUCAAUUCUCUCUCUCUCCAAACUUGAGUUUGUUUCUUAGCCUUCUGUAGCUUUUUCAUAUCAUGUGAUUUGACAUCUGGAUGUUUUGGAUGGAUGUAACCUGUCACCCGUCAGGUUAGCGUAGAGUCGUGCGUAGCGAGACGGUUAUUAGCGUAGUGCUUAUUAGCCAAUAACUAGCCUGCUAUCUACGAUGUGCGGGCGCGUGUCUGUCUGUGUGUUCCUCACAAUCCCUCCAUAGUGAAUGUGUCGUGUUUCCGUCUUAUUUACUGCCGCGGUGUUGUGCGUCGGAAACGUUGGAGGGUGUGUGUUAGAAAACCCUUACGAAAACAUGGUUUUACUACAGCUAAAACAACAACAAAAAACAUGGUUACUGUAGUAAAACAAUCGUUAUCACAAAAUAACCAUGGUUUUGAAAACCAUGUUUUUUGUAAAAACCAUAGUAAACGAUGGUUACUGUAGUAAAACCAUGGUUUUGCCCUAAGUAAUCAAUGCACCAAAAGACCAUGGUUACUACACUUGUACCACAAAAAAACAUGGUUAAUUUUCGUAAGGGAAGUGUGUGAAAAAAGAGCCGACCACGGCCACAUUUUCAAUUAAUGUCACGAGUCCGUCCGUCACACGUCGACGCAGAGUUUACGGCCUGAUGUUGGAAUGACUUCGAUGUUUACACAGAGCAGUGACUAAUAACUCCAUUAGCCGCGUGCUAAACCGACGCUGCCCUCCGUAUGUUUACUCUUCGUGUUCUGCCUGAACGGAAUAUAGAUUUUAUAUGUUUUUAAGAUACGGUGAAUCUAAUUAUCGCGCAUUCGUUUCCACGUCAGCGAUACACGCGUUUCCUUCACGCACUUUUUACUCGACACCCGUUUUUUUGUCCGAUUUGGACCUGCGCAUCACCAUAGAAACCCAACGUGUGAUGUAAUACGGCACGCUGUAACAUUACGACGUCAUCAGCGAUUCUCUUUCUUAUGGUGACACUUUACGGUUCUGUAAGAGACGGCAACAUUGGUUAGCUCAUCUGUCAUACACUGUAAUAUCGCCUCAUAAUUCAUCUGCUAACGUUACUGUAUGUCGAUAUUCAGAGCCCCUUAUGAUGAAUGUAAAGUGUCACCUGAGUUACUAUAGUACAGCUUCUGCUUUAAUAAUAAUAUCAUUGACCCGUACAGGACAUACUGUACUCUUAUGAACAUUAACCACGCUUUUAUUACAGUACAAGUGUGCUUUACCACAAAUACCACGGUUAAACAUGAUUACGGUAGCAAAAGCACGGUUGAUUUUCAUAAAGGUACACACGCACACACACUGUUCAGCUUUUGUCUUCGUCUGUGUUUCCUCCAAACCGAUAACCCGCCGCUUGGAUUCACGCCGGAUGAAUUUAAUAGCUCAUGAAUUUAAUCUCUGAUUUCUCUCAUCUGUUCAUCAUAGUGACACAGUGUAUUUUUUCUUUCUUUCUGUAAAAACACUGCUCAGAAACUAGAUGUAUCUCAAUAAAUAUCCUGAAUAUACUGUUAUAUAUUGCCUGACAUGAAAAUUGUGAAACUUAUAUCGGAAAAACGAAUUAUUAUCAUUAUAAAUGAAAAACAGUAAAUAAAGACAUUUUGUGUUUAACAAA
Messenger RNA from Triplophysa rosa, 4149 nucleotides. RefSeq names its product ATPase Na+/K+ transporting subunit beta 2a (gene atp1b2a). Gene Ontology annotation, biological process: sodium ion export across plasma membrane; intracellular potassium ion homeostasis; potassium ion import across plasma membrane. NCBI's taxonomy places the organism in Eukaryota, Metazoa, Chordata, Actinopteri, Cypriniformes, Nemacheilidae. Gene Ontology annotation, molecular function: ATPase activator activity. The coding region runs from base 230 to 1087 and encodes 285 amino acids. The record is from RefSeq and is a predicted model, not a curated record. The transcript has 7 exons. Gene Ontology annotation, cellular component: sodium:potassium-exchanging ATPase complex.